AUGAGCAACGCCUUGCCAGACAAGCAUGUCGUCCUCAGGUACCCCCCGGGCGCGGGAGCUGCAGAGCCGCUGGACGUAGAAGAGACCUACCAGCUGCUCGAGCUGCCGCCAGAGAUUCUCAAGCAGGUCGAAGCCUUGGACGGUGCUGAGCCUUUUCCCCUCACAAUCAAAGGCCGGCCCUCAGACGACGCGACGAUCUGUACCCCCAAUGCGACGUUCCAACUCCGCACCAUCGGCAUCUCAAAUUCGCUCCUCGUCUGCCGUUCCGCUGCCGAGGACACCGACGUCUUUCUCCGGAGGCAUGUCGGAGAGGAAGCAAAGGAGACACUGCACAUCAGUGACACAUGCCAUCAAGUAUUUGAGUGCUUGCCUAUAGCACCCAACCUGGAGCGGAUCCGGGCUGUCCUGAGGCCGUCUGCUUGGGAGGGCAUGGACUCGAGUCUUGGCAAGAGAAAGAGGGACGAGAAGAAUGGAAAGGUGGUCAAGAGGUGGACGAAAGAGCAGCUCAAGAGUGUGGUGCAAGCGAGUGAUCGAGAGCUGGAAGACGGGCUGAGAGAGAGGAAUGUUGUGGAAGUAGACGGCAAAUUGAUGUUGCUCCCGGCAGCCAACCUCAAAGACUUGUUGGUGCUUCUGAUAAGCCUGCUCCAUAUCAACUCGAAAGGGUCAGAUACUACAGCUCCUACCAAGACUCUUAUCGAGACACUCGAGAAAGAAUACGACAUUCUUCCUUCCCUCUCUUCGCCUGUCCUCGGACUGUUUGGUCAUGUGGAGGGAGAAAUGUGGAGAGGGGAUAUGAGAAAGAUUGUCAAGGAAGUGGGGAUGGGUAUCCUCACGAGAAUUGGGAGAAACAAAAAGCAGGACGAGUUUGUGGACGAGUGGAAGAAGGAAGUUGGGGAUAGCUGGGAGGAUCUGGUUGAUAUGAAGUUGCUUGAAGGCGAAUACCUUGCAAACCCGCCCCCUGCCUCCGCCCUGGCCGUCGGUACCCGCUGUCCACUCCUCACAUACUUCCCCAUCUCCUCCCUCCCUCUCCAGCCUGCGCCCCGUUUCUCUGAAUUAUUCCUCACUCGCACACGUUGGCGCCCGGACGAAAUGACCCCAUUCUUGAAGGGCCUGACAAGAGACGGAGAUAAGAAGGAGAGAGACAAAUUGGUGGUCAAGUUUGUUAGAGUGGUCAAGGAAAGAGAUGGGGUCUGGUGGUAUCCCAGGAGGGCUUGA
Messenger RNA from Cryptococcus amylolentus CBS 6039, 1215 nucleotides. RefSeq lists its product as hypothetical. The coding region runs from base 1 to 1215 and encodes 404 amino acids. Gene Ontology annotation, cellular component: nucleus; Ctf18 RFC-like complex; chromosome, centromeric region. The transcript is spliced from 3 exons. Gene Ontology annotation, biological process: mitotic sister chromatid cohesion; maintenance of mitotic sister chromatid cohesion. The record is from RefSeq and is a predicted model, not a curated record. Lineage: Eukaryota; Fungi; Basidiomycota; Tremellomycetes; Tremellales; Cryptococcaceae.